Anolis carolinensis (green anole) is the source of this 1103-nucleotide messenger RNA. RefSeq names its product BOP1 ribosomal biogenesis factor. Bases 113 to 646 code for a protein of 177 amino acids. The record is from RefSeq and is a predicted model, not a curated record. Lineage: Eukaryota; Metazoa; Chordata; Lepidosauria; Squamata; Anolidae. The transcript is spliced from 4 exons.
AGUGGAGCCCACGGAAAGGGGGCGUGGCGAGGCUGCGCAUGCGCGCCCGCAAGCUAGCGAGGAAGGCGCACGCGGCUGAGGGAGAGAUUCUCUGAGGCGAAAAAAAGGAAAGAUGGAGCGGGGCAAAGGAGAAGAAGAAGAGGACGCUGGCCAAAGCUCGCCUUUCCUCCAGGAGCAGGAAGCAGAGAGUGAUGAUCUGACGGACAGCGAAGAAAGCGUCUUCUCUGGACUUGAGGAUUCUGGGAGUGACAGCCCCACAGAGGAAGAAGAGGAGGAGGAGGAGGAGGAAGACCAUGGCAGCGGAAUAGAGGAGAAUUCAGACACCCUGUCGUCUUCUGAGAAGACUAAAGCUGGAGAAGCUCCUAAGAAGAAAGGAGGCCUGGGCCUUAAGGUCAGGGACAGAGGGACCGGUCAGCAGGAAGAGCUUCUGGAGAAUGAGUAUGUGGAAGACAGCUCCGACGAGGAGGUGGAAGACGGUCCCGGUCAGGAUUGGCUUGACGGGCCUUCCUCUUGGCACGUUUCUCCCUUAAGCCCUCCGUUCGUGCCUCUUCGAACUCCACAGCACUGCUGGUCACAGCUGACCUCCAAUUGGAGCGCUCAAGAGCCAGGGCUUCCCAGUUCUCAGUGUCUAUGCCACAGUUUUUAAGGUUGGCUUUGAGCCCAUCUUUCAAUCUCUUUUCCUGCCCACCAACAUUACAUUUUCCGUUCUUGAGUUCGGAGUAGAGUAGCUGCUUUGGGAGACCCUAUAGUAAAAGUAAUGCUAAGGCGGGCCAACUGUUUUUAAAAGGCCAUGUUAUGGCUCAAACAUGAAAGCAAAAAGAAGAAGAAGAAGAAGAAGAAAGAAAGAAAGAAAGAAGUUUUUGGGGAAAUAAUAAUAAUAAUAACUUUAUUUUUAUACCCCGCCUCCAUCUCCCCAAAGGGACUUGGGGUGGCUUACAUGGGGCCAGGCCCAGGUGAAUACAGACUAUAUAAAAUAAUAAUAAUAAUAAUAAUAAUAAUAAUAAUAAUUUCCUUGACAAAAUUGAAGGAAAAGCUGACAAGGAGAAGACCUGGCUCUGGCUCACGAAUGGGACCCUGAAGAAGGAGACAGAAGGCCUGAUCCU